AUUUCAAAAUCAGUUUUUCCACUUUCAUUGGAGCUAUCAAAUCUUCCAAUUUUAGUAAAUUUACGAGAAAAUUGGCAUUUGGUCAACGGCAGACGUCUAAGCUCUGCCGUCUCCUUCUACUCGCCUCGUCUGUUAGUGUUAGGCCCACUUUCACCUCUGUUUGAGAAUUACCCCACUGCUUUACGCCGUCCGUGUCCAUACAUCCAUUGGCGAUGGCGAAUGCUCUUCCCAUUCCGAGCGAUUCCUACAAGUUAGGCUUCAUCGGAGCAGGCAAGUUGGCUGAGAGCAUUGCGAGAGGCGUUGUCAAGUCAGGCUUAUUGCCGCCUUCUCGUAUUCGAACUGCCCACACCGGCCCCGCUCGCCGAACUGCCUUCGAGUCAUUUGGUGUCACUGUGUAUGAGCAUAACAAGCAGGUUGUUGAAGAUAGUGAUGUGAUCAUAUUCUCUGUGAAGCCUCAAAUAGUUAAAGAGGUGGCAUCACAAGUUAAACCCAUUCUGACUGAGAAGCAACUUCUGGUGUCUGUUGCUGCAGGUGUCAAAUUAAAAGAUUUACAGGAAUGGGCAGGUAAUAGUAGAUUUAUUAGGGUGAUGCCAAACACUCCUGCAGCAGUUGGCGAGGCAGCUUCUGUGAUUAGCUUGGGGAGUGGCGCAACAAAAGAAGAUGGAGACCUGAUUUCAUUGUUGUUUGGAGCUAUUGGUAAAGUGUGGAAAGCUGAUGAGAAACUGUUUGAUGCAGUGACAGGUCUGAGCGGAAGUGGACCGGCUUAUAUAUAUUUAGCUAUAGAGGCAUUGGCCGAUGGAGGAGUGGCUGCUGGUCUUCCUCGAGACCUUGCACUCGGUCUAGCUUCUCAAACUGUACUAGGGGCAGCAUCCAUGGCAACCAAUGCAGGGAAGCACCCUGGUCAACUUAAAGAUGAUGUUACAUCACCAGGUGGGACUACCAUAGCUGGAGUUCAUGAGCUCGAGAAGGCUGGAUUUCGCGGGACAUUGAUGAAUGCUGUUGUAGCUGCAACAAAGCGCAGUCGAGAACUUUCUCCGAAUUAAUGCAACUUUUUUCUGCAUGCUCACAUACUAUCUGGCUUAGAAACUUAAAAACCUGCAAUCAGUUCUCUAUUUGACUGAUAAAUUGAGGCUCCAGGACCAUCUGUUUUGAGUAUCAAUCUCAUAUUUCUUAUUGAGCUAA
Messenger RNA from Ipomoea triloba (trilobed morning glory), 1182 nucleotides. Its product is annotated as pyrroline-5-carboxylate reductase. The coding region runs from base 213 to 1043 and encodes 276 amino acids. Gene Ontology annotation, molecular function: pyrroline-5-carboxylate reductase activity. NCBI's taxonomy places the organism in Eukaryota, Viridiplantae, Streptophyta, Magnoliopsida, Solanales, Convolvulaceae. The record is from RefSeq and is a predicted model, not a curated record. The transcript has 8 exons. Gene Ontology annotation, biological process: L-proline biosynthetic process.